AUGAAACAUUAUUCAUUGCUUAAAAAGAAAUACAAGUAUAGAAGAUUUAAAUCUGCGCUCAUUGGGGUACUUUGGACUACUAAAAAGGGAAACAAUUAUUUAUGUGGCCCAGAUGGCUUUAAAUAUAGUCCAUUGCAUAAUCUUACGACACCCCCAUUUUUAUCAAAACCUCUACGUACAUUGCACCAAGAUAGCAAUUUGUUAAAGUUAAUUUAUUAA
This is a messenger RNA of Vairimorpha ceranae, 219 nucleotides long. RefSeq lists its product as hypothetical. The record is from RefSeq and is a predicted model, not a curated record. Lineage: Eukaryota; Fungi; Microsporidia; Nosematidae. The coding region runs from base 1 to 219 and encodes 72 amino acids. The transcript has a single exon.